AAGCUCAAAUUAUGAAUCUAGACAUUGUUAAACGUAGCAUUCUAAAAUGAAGAUUUACGCUUUCAUAAGCUUUUUAUUAGCCUUAUUGGCAUUGGCAGUUGCCACUCCAAAUCCUCAACCGAAUCCUGAACCUAUGCCUGGCGGUGGUGGUGGCGGCGGCGGUGGCGGUGGCAAAUUGUGGGGAGGUGGCGGUGGUGGUGGAGGUGGUGGUGGAAAAUAAAUGCUACCUAGCUUUAAAUUGAU
Molecule: messenger RNA, 243 nt
Organism: Teleopsis dalmanni
Lineage: Eukaryota; Metazoa; Arthropoda; Insecta; Diptera; Diopsidae
Product: probable H/ACA ribonucleoprotein complex subunit 1
Exons: 2
Coding region: 47-220 (57 amino acids)
Source: RefSeq, a predicted model, not a curated record